CAAAGGGAGGGAGUGAAGGAGAGGAGAGAGAAGCGAGAGUCAGAGAAAGUAUCGUGCAUGGAGUCGUGUUUACAGAAUUGGUUGAAGAACAGUUGAAGGUCCGAUUCGAUCUGUCGGUCAGGCUUUUUUUUUGGAUUUUGUGUCAAACAAUUUGGAUGGCAAUUGUUGCGGAGACAUGGCUCUAAUAGAUAACCCAUACAUUAACUUCGUAUCGCCUCCGGAUGCUCCAGUAUUUAGUCCGACAGACGAUGAGUUCGCCGACCCUCUCGCCUACAUUGCAAAGAUCAAACCCAUUGCUGAGAAGACCGGAAUAUGUAAAAUAAAGCCACCCCCGGACUGGCAGCCACCAUUUGCAGUAAAUGUGGACACAUUUACAUUUGUGCCUCGGAUACAGAAGUUGAAUGAGUUGGAGGCAAAAUCAAGAAUUAGAUUGAAUUUCCUUGACCAGCUAGCAAGAUUCUGGGAAUUACAGGGUUGUUCCUUAAGGAUUCCCCAUGUUGAGAGAAAGCUACUGGAUUUAUUUAAUCUCUUCAAGAUCGUUGAAGAGGAGACCGGUUAUGACUAUGUCUGUAAAGAGAGAAGGUGGUCGAAAGUGGCCUGUAGACUUGGGCUACCCACUGGAAAAGGAUUAGGAUCCAUAAUUAAGGCUCACUAUGACCGCAUACUCUACCCAUUUUGGCUUUUUAAAAAUGACCAGCCCUUUUCACACAAGUUGAAUUGUGCACUGGUUGAACCCUAUCCUGCAGCAACAGAACAUCAAAUACCCCACAAAGCUACCGACAUGCACUCUGAAAGUGUUGAUGAUAAAUCAGACAAGGAAUAUAAGCCACAUGGUAUAAUAGCGACAGACUCCACCAGUGGUGGUUACACAAGGAAAACUAAACGAAAUAUUAACAAAACUCCUGUCGUCCAAAACAAUGUUCCAAAUUCCAAAAUCGACUACUCUGCUAACAACGAGCUGAGAAAGCUACAGUUUUAUGGAGCGGGGCCCAAAGCAGCAGUUCCCAGCACGGUGAAAGAAGAGAAGACUGAUGGCAAAGUGAAAAAAGAUUGUAAGACAAAAAUUAAAGAUGAAUUUCCCCCUGUGGAUGCUUAUGUGUGUCACGUCUGUGCUAAAGGAGACGGCGAAGAGUUUAUGUUACUAUGUGAUGGAUGUGAUGAUGCGUUCCACACCUACUGCCUUACACCACCGAUGCCUGAAGUGCCCAAAGGAGACUGGAGAUGUCCGACAUGUGUAAAAGAGGCUUGCAAACCCCUUCAUGAUGUCUACGGAUUUGAGCAGGCUGCCAAAGAAUACACACUGCAAUCAUUUGGAGAAAUGGCAGAUCAGUUCAAGUCGGAUCACUUCAAUAUGCCUGUUCAUAUGGUCUCAUUUGAUCAAGUGGAAAAGGAAUUUUGGCGUCUUGUGAACACCCUUGAAGAAGAAGUGUCUGUCCAGUAUGGAGCAGACAUCCACGCCAUGGAGAAAGGAAGUGGAUUCCCCACCAAGGGCAACAAACAGACCUUUCCUGAAGACGAAGAAUAUAUCAAUUCUGGUUGGAAUUUGAACAAUUUGCCAGUCUUGGAAAAGUCCGUACUUUGCCAUAUAAACGCAGACAUUUCUGGAAUGAAGAUCCCUUGGUGUUAUGUUGGUAUGUGUUUCUCCUGUUUUUGCUGGCACAAUGAGGAUCACUGGAGUUACUCCAUCAAUUACAUGCAUUGGGGUGAACCGAAGACCUGGUACGGUGUUCCUGGUGAAGCAGCAGAAUUCUUUGAAGAUUCAAUGCGUAAAUCAGCCCCUGAACUUUUUGAACAAUCUCCAGAUCUCCUACAUCAGCUGACUACCAUAAUGAACCCUAACAUUCUCAUGUCUAUGGGCGUACCGGUGGUGAAAACCCAUCAGGGAGCUGGAGAGUUUGUGGUGACAUUUCCCCGUGCUUACCAUGCUGGUUUUAAUCAAGGCUACAACUUUGCUGAGGCUGUCAACUUCUGUCCUGCUGACUGGUUGCCAAUUGGCCGUGUUUGUAUCGAUUACUAUCGUAAACUACAGCGACAGUGUGUGUUUUCACACGAAGAGUUGAUCUGUAAGAUGGCCGCAGACCCAGACAGCCUGGACUUCCACUUGGCCGCUGCCACACACAAAGACAUGUUGGUGAUGGUCGACGAUGAGAAGAAACUUCGUAAACGGCUGUUGGAUAUGGGCACCACUGAUGCUGAAAGAGAGGCCUUCGAGCUUUUGCCAGAUGACGAGAGGCAGUGCGACUACUGCAAAACCACCUGUUUUCUUUCUGCCGUCACUUGCCCCUGUCGACCAAACACUGUAAUGUGCAUCCACCAUGUUGAGUACCUCUGUGAUUGCCAUCCGUCGCAUCACUGUCUCCGAUAUCGCUACACGCUAGACGAACUUCCAGCCAUGCUGCACCGAAUCAAGGUACGAGCGGAGUGUUUCGACACUUGGAGGACCCGGGCCAAGCAGGUUUUGUCACCGUUGGAGUCUGAUGGUACUAAAGUGGAUCUGGAAGAACUGAGGGAGUUAAUUAACGAGGCUGAGACGAAGCAUUUCCCAGAUUCUUCCUUACUCGAGCGUCUCAACAAUGUGGUGGUGGAGGCCGAGAAAUGUGCCCUGGUUGCCAACCAACUGGUCUCGAAGAAGGUCAGGACAAGAAACAGGCAGGCUGGUGAUGGCAAGUAUGUAGCCAAACUGAGUUUAGAAGAACUGAAGUGUUUCUAUGAUCAAGUCAACGAUUUGCCUUGUAUCAUACCAGAAGCUAAACUAGUAAAGGAAUUACUGGAUAAAGUCACUAACUUCCAGACUGAAGUCCAGGCUGCUCUCGCCGAGAAGAGUCUUGAUUCCAAAAAACUGGAGAAGUUUAUGGAUUUUGGAAUAACACUUGAUGUUGAUUUACCUGAGAUUCCCAAAUUGAAGCAGGUGCUUCUGCAAGCCCGAUGGCUCGAUGAGGUGAAACACACUUCACAGGAUUCCUGCGACAUGACUUUAGAAGUGAUGCGGAAGCUGAUCGAAUCAGGCGUGGGGCUCGCGCCACACCCUGCCGUCGAACGGGCCAUAGCCGAGCUUCAGGAGUUACUUACGAUCAGUGAAAGGUGGGAAGAAAAGGCACGCUUGUGUCUACAGGCAAGGCCUCGCAACGUAAUGUCAACCCUUGAAAGUAUCAUAGCAGAAGCUAACGACAUAAAGGCUUAUUUACCGAAUGUGUCUGCCCUGAAGGAGGCCCUACACAAGGCCAAAGAGUGGACGUCGAAACUAGAAGCUGUCCAACAAAACUGUAAACUCUACCCCUAUCUGGACGUACUGGACAACCUGGUCAAUAAAGGACGUCCAAUUCCAGUACGGCUUGACCAGCUACCUCAGGUUGAAUCACAAGUGGCUGCGGCCAAGUCUUGGCGAGAACGGACUGCCAGAACAUUCCUCAAGAAAAAUUCUACAUACACUUUACUGGAUGUGUUGUCCCCUAGGACAGACAUUGGUGUGUAUAACAACAACAAGGCAAAGCGGAAGAAACUCAAGGAUGGGGAACGGGAAGGGAACGGAAGGAGAGGAGCAGGAGAACAGAGAGAUCCAGCGAGUAUUGUUGCUGCCUUCAAGUUGGCUGAACAAAGAGAGAUCGAGGCAAUGAAGGAACUUCGCAGCAUCAAUUUGGAGAAGAUCCACAAUUCGGACGGUGGAGACAUCAAGUACUGCAUGUGUCGUAAAUCUGCGUCUGGGUUGAUGUUGCAGUGUGAAUUGUGCAAAGACUCGUUCCACGGAUCUUGUGUUCCCCUACCAAAGGCGGCCAACAUCAAGAGAGUGAACCAAGCUGUCCAAAUGCAAACUGUGCGGGACCUCAAAUUUCUCUGUCCGCUCUGCUUGAGUUCGAGACGUCCGAGACUGGAAACCAUCCUCUCCCUGCUAGUCUCGCUUCAGAAGCUGCCUGUCCGGCUAGCCGAGGGCGAGGCUCUGCAGUGCCUCACCGAGCGAGCGAUGGCAUGGCAGGAUAAGGCACGCAACUGCUUAGCCACGCCCGAGUUGGCUGCUGCCCUUGCCAAGCUUAGCCUUCUUAGCCAACGCAUGGUGGAGCAGGCUGCCCGUGAGAAGACCGAGAAGAUUAUCAAUGCAGAGCUGCUGAAGGCCGCAAACAAUCCAGAACUGCAGAGCCACCUGGCCACUGUCACACAAAGCGCUUUCAGCGGCCUGCACCCUUCUCUUAGGGAUCUCACUGCCUCCACCACCACCACCACUACCACCAGCACCACCACCACCACAUCCGCUGCCACCCCCUUCACAUUGGACAACACUGACAGCAACCCCUCCGGCCAGCUCUCACCCGUCUCGCAGCAAAGUGUCGACGAUGGAUGCUGCACAACGCUGGACCCUGCUGCUGCAGCUGCUGGCGGUGGUGGUGCACAGCUUUCCCUAUCUGAUCACCACCUCCUACGGCUCAAUGGACAUAACAACAACAACAAUAACAGUAAUAACCUCGGCAUGACAUCCGAACACACAUACUCUUCAGUCUCCAAGACGUCUUCUGUAUCUCCGCGGAAACACCAGCGCAAGUCCCCUCUCAUUCCCCGUCUACUGGAGUCGCCCAUCCUCGAACUGUCUGCCGCAGCACAGGUGCAGCUGGAGGAGUUGAUGAUGGACGGGGACCUUCUGGAGGUCUCACUGGACGAGACCCAGCACAUCAGGCGCAUCUUGGUCGCAUGUCAGACAACAAACGAAGAUAAAUACAUGGAAUUCGAGGAGUUGACAACGGAGAGAAUUCCGAUGAAAGAGAAACCGGAGAAAGUUCCGGCAAAGGGCAAAGAGAAAGAAGAGGAGAAGGAGAAAGUGAAGAAGAAAAGGAAGAAGAAAGAGGAGGAGUCUGAGAAUUGCGAGACGAAAAGCAAGAGGAGUAAAGACGAGAACAGCCCUUCAUCAAAACCAAGGAAAAAACUUGUUGUGAAGGACAAAGAUCUGAAAUUGAAAGAGAAAAAUAAAUGUAAAGAGAUGAACUCUGUGAACGAAAGCAAAAUGAAGAAGGAGGAGAAGAGCCAGAAGAGGAUGAAGAUCUCUGGUGGUGCUCGGGAGAAGAAACCGUCUGGUCGAGUGAAACAGAGUAAGAAGAGUGCCUCGUUGAGUGGAGACGAGGCAGAUGAGGAGGAAGAAGAAGACGACUGUUCUGCUGUGAAGUGUCUGAAACCUGCAGGUAGGUAGUGGUGGUCAUGGUGGAAACACGAAAAGAAAA
Messenger RNA from Octopus sinensis (East Asian common octopus), 5201 nucleotides. Its product is annotated as lysine-specific demethylase 5A-like. The record is from RefSeq and is a predicted model, not a curated record. NCBI's taxonomy places the organism in Eukaryota, Metazoa, Mollusca, Cephalopoda, Octopoda, Octopodidae. Gene Ontology annotation, molecular function: DNA binding; histone demethylase activity. Gene Ontology annotation, cellular component: nucleus. Gene Ontology annotation, biological process: chromatin remodeling.